Tetrahymena thermophila SB210 is the source of this 927-nucleotide messenger RNA. Its product is annotated as ligand-effect modulator 3 LEM3 family protein. Gene Ontology annotation, cellular component: endoplasmic reticulum; plasma membrane; Golgi apparatus. The record is from RefSeq and is a predicted model, not a curated record. The transcript is spliced from 6 exons. NCBI's taxonomy places the organism in Eukaryota, Ciliophora, Oligohymenophorea, Hymenostomatida, Tetrahymenidae.
AUGACAGAAAAUAAUACAUUUGGUACAAUGAAUAAGGCGCUUAAAGAUGAUGGCGACGAUUUUCUAAAUACAGCUUUAAGAAAGUGGAAGUUUAAUUCUAAAUAUAAAAGAAACAAACUUUUAUUUAUUUUACUCACUUUGUUUUUCAUAUUGUUUGGAUCUCUUUUUACCUACUAUUACACUUAGAUUGUUUAGGUAACUGUGCGCUAUGAUAAUUAAUGCGUUCUUGGUACAACUUGCACUUUUAACAUAAAUAUACCUUCAUAUAUGUCACAGCCCAUCUUUUUUUACUACUAACUUGACAACUUCUUUUAAACCCAUAGAAAAUUCUACUAAUCAAAAGAUAUUUAACAAUUAAGGGGAUAAGAUAGGUCUCUAUCAGAUUUAGUAUCAUGUGCUCCUUUUGUAACAAAUGCUGAUAUGGGUAAAGUACUAAGUAUAGGUGGAACUCCUUUGAAUCCAAAUGAUCCUGCUAUCCCUUGCGGUUUAAUUGCUAAAACUUUUUUUAAUGAUACUUUCAAGAUGUACCAGGAAACUUAGAGUAUUCAAAUAUUUGAAAAUGAUAUAGCUUGGGAUGUAGAUAUAGAAUAUAAUUAUAAGCCUACAAGUAAUGCACAAACUCAAGCAUGGCAUGAUGUAACAGAUGAGCAUUUCAUGGUUUGGAUGAGAACUUCUGGAAUGGGAAAGUUUAAAAAGCUAUGGGGCAGAAUAAAAUAAGAUCUUCCAAGCGGAGAUUAUAAAAUAGUAGUUAAUAAUUAAUAUAACUCAAGCGAUUUUAAUGGUUACAAGUAUGUACUGUUAACAACAUCUUCUCCUUUUGGUUAAAAAAAUUUAGUACUCAUAGUAGCUUAUUUUUCAGGGGCUUUUGUUUGCAUCGUUUCAUAUAUCAUUUUAUUGACUUUAGAUAAAAAUAAGAAAGACAAGUGA